Molecule: messenger RNA, 849 nt
Organism: Schistosoma bovis
Lineage: Eukaryota; Metazoa; Platyhelminthes; Trematoda; Strigeidida; Schistosomatidae
Source: the annotation of a GenBank genome assembly
AUGGUGGCAAGUUUUGGCGAUUUAGGAAAGUCGGCCCGUGAUAUUUUUGACAAGAACUUCAGCUUCGGGUAUCUUAACUUUGAGUUCAAAACCAAAACUGAGAAUGAUAUCUCCGUGACAUGUGGUGGCAAACACGACACAAAUGCUGGAAGAGUUUCUGGUUUCUUAGAGUCGAAGUUAAAAGCUGCCCCAGGAGUUCAUUUAAAGACAAGAGUCGAUUCUAAAUGGCUAAUGACAAGUGAAUUAGAAGUCGACAAGAAAUUCCAUGAGGACUUAUCGCAUAAUGUGAUAACUACAAUGGAGCCUGAUUCAGGAGCUAAGUCAUUGUUGCUAAAAAAUAAGUUCAAGAAUGAAUAUUUCAAUGCUAAUCUGGAUAUGAAUUUCAAAUCAAAAUAUCCUCUGAUCACCGGAUCACUCGUAUUGCCCAUCCCCCAUUAUCCUGCAUUUCGUAUUGGCGCACAAGCCGUGGUUGACAGUGAGAAGUCAGAAAUUAGCAAACAUGUUUAUGCAAUCAACUUUAAGCAGUCUGAUGUGCAAGUGCAUGCUACACUCACCGGGCAUUCGGAUGUUGACUUGAGCGUCUUUCAAAAAUUCAAAGACAUGAAACUAGGUUUCCGUGUUGGUUGGCGACCAGACACUCGUGAGACGUCAUUUGGUGCAGCUCUUCGUUAUAAAACCUCUCCUACUGGGAAAGUAAAAGUCAAAAUAGACCAACAUUGCGUAGUUGGACUGGCUUACAAGCUUAAAUUAAACUCAGAUGCGUGUUUGGCAUUGUGCACUCAAUUUGAUGGGAAGAAUUUGGAGAAUGGAGGUCAAAAAUACGGCAUCAUGUUCAAGUUUGGAUCGUAA